CCCUCCCCACACCCGCAGCCGCCGCUACCGCCUCUCCCUCUCCUUUCUGCUUUUUCCUCCUCCUCUUUUUCUCUCCCCUCCUCCCCUUCAUCUUCCUCUUCGUCCUCCCCCUCCUUCUGGACUGACGCUCGCGCCGGGCGCCGGCGUCAGACGCGCGGGGGCGGGGCGAGUACGACGCCGGGUAUAAGUAGAGGGUGCGGGAGGCGGCGCGUCCCCUUCUCCCCGGCGGUUAGUGCUGUGAGUGCGGAGUGUGUGCUCCGGGCCCGGAACACACAUUUAUUAUUAAAAAAAUACAAAAAAAUACAAAAAAAUCUUUUAAAAAACCCACAAAAAAAAUCAUAAAAAAUCCGCGUCUCCCCCGCCGGAGACUUUUAUUUUUUUUCCUCUUUUAUAAAAUAACCCGGUGAAGCAGCCGAGACCGACCCGCCGCCCGCGGCCCCGCAGCAGCUCCGAGAGGGAACGAAGAGACAGGCCUUCCCCGCCGCCAGGACCACAGCCACCUCACGAGCCAGCCCCUGAGCAAGCAGCACCGGUAGCCGGCGGCGGAUCGUACUCGUUCCGUGGCCGUUGAGUAGUUUUCGAUUCCGGUUGAUUUUUGUCCCUUUGCGCUUGCCCUCUCUCCCCUCCCCCCCAGCCCCCCGGCUCCAGACUCCGGCCCCCCACACUCCCUUACCUCUUCCCACGGAAAGUUCGCGGCUUGUGGCCCUUCGGGCGGCGGCGCCGAGAUGAACCCCAGCGCCCCCAGCUACCCUAUGGCCUCGCUCUACGUGGGGGAUCUGCACCCCGAUGUGACCGAGGCGAUGCUCUACGAGAAGUUCAGCCCGGCCGGGCCCAUCCUCUCCAUCCGGGUCUGCAGGGACAUGAUCACCCGCCGCUCCCUGGGCUACGCCUAUGUCAACUUCCAGCAGCCGGCGGACGCUGAACGGGCAUUGGAUACAAUGAAUUUUGAUGUCAUUAAGGGCAAGCCAGUGCGUAUCAUGUGGUCUCAACGUGAUCCAUCACUACGUAAAAGUGGUGUGGGCAAUAUAUUCAUCAAAAAUUUGGAUAAAUCCAUUGAUAAUAAAGCAUUGUAUGAUACAUUUUCUGCUUUUGGAAACAUCCUUUCUUGUAAGGUGGUAUGUGAUGAAAAUGGGUCAAAGGGCUAUGGAUUUGUACACUUUGAGACACAGGAAGCUGCUGAAAGAGCUAUUGAAAAAAUGAAUGGAAUGCUUCUUAAUGAUCGAAAAGUCUUUGUCGGUCGAUUUAAGUCCCGUAAAGAAAGAGAAGCAGAACUUGGAGCUAGAGCAAAAGAGUUCACCAAUGUUUACAUCAAAAAUUUUGGUGAGGACAUGGAUGAUGAAAGACUUAAGGAGCUCUUUGGCAAGUUUGGACCUGCCUUAAGUGUAAAAGUAAUGACUGAUGAAAGUGGAAAAUCCAAAGGUUUUGGCUUUGUGAGCUUUGAAAGACAUGAAGAUGCACAAAAAGCUGUAGAUGAAAUGAACGGGAAAGAACUAAAUGGAAAACAAAUUUAUGUUGGCCGAGCUCAGAAAAAAGUGGAAAGACAGACGGAACUCAAGCGCAAAUUUGAACAAAUGAAGCAGGAUAGGAUCACCAGAUACCAGGGUGUUAAUCUAUAUGUGAAAAAUCUUGAUGAUGGUAUUGAUGAUGAGCGUCUGAGAAAAGAAUUCUCACCAUUUGGUACAAUCACUAGUGCAAAGGUGAUGAUGGAAGGUGGCCGCAGCAAAGGGUUUGGGUUUGUAUGCUUCUCUUCACCGGAGGAAGCCACCAAAGCAGUCACAGAAAUGAAUGGCAGAAUUGUUGCCACUAAGCCAUUGUAUGUAGCUUUAGCCCAGCGCAAAGAGGAGCGGCAGGCUCACCUCACAAAUCAGUAUAUGCAGAGAAUGGCGAGCGUCAGAGCUGUGCCCAACCCUGUAAUCAACCCCUAUCAGCCUCCUUCAGGUUACUUCAUGGCAGCUAUUCCUCAGACUCAGAACCGUGCUGCAUAUUAUCCUGCUAGCCAAAUUGCUCAACUCAGACCAAGUCCUCGCUGGACUGCUCAGGGUGCCAGACCUCAUCCAUUCCAGAAUAUGCCCGGUGCUAUCCGCCCAGCAGCUCCUAGGCCACCAUUUAGUACAAUGAGACCAGCUUCUUCACAGGUUCCACGAGUCAUGUCAACACAGCGUGUUGCAAACACAUCAACUCAGACAAUGGGUCCACGUCCUGCAGCUGCUGCAGCUGCAGCUACUCCUGCUGUCCGCACAGUUCCACAAUAUAAGUAUGCUGCAGGUGUUCGCAAUCCUCAACAGCAUCUUAAUGCACAACCACAGGUUACCAUGCAGCAGCCUGCUGUUCAUGUGCAAGGUCAGGAACCUUUAACUGCUUCCAUGUUGGCUUCCGCCCCUCCUCAAGAGCAAAAGCAGAUGUUGGGUGAACGGCUGUUUCCACUCAUUCAGGCCAUGCACCCUACCCUGGCUGGUAAAAUCACUGGCAUGUUGCUAGAAAUUGACAACUCUGAGCUUCUUCAUAUGCUUGAGUCUCCCGAGUCUCUCCGCUCUAAGGUUGAUGAAGCUGUAGCCGUACUGCAAGCUCACCAAGCUAAAGAAGCUGCCCAGAAAGCAGUUAACAGUGCCACUGGUGUUCCAACUGUUUAAAAAGAAAAGAUCAGGGACCACGAAAUGGAACCUCUGCUUCACCGAAGAAAAAUAUCUAAACAUCGAAAAACUUAAAUAUUGUGAAAAAACAUUGCAAAAUAUAAAAUAAAUAAAAAAAGGAAAGGAAACUUUGAACCUGAUGUACCGAGCAAAUGCCAGGUCUAGCAAACUUAAUGCUAGUCCUAGAUUACUUAUUGAUUUAAAAACAAAAAACAAGAAAAAACAAAAAACCCAAAAAAAUAGUAAAAUAUAUAAAAACAAAUUAAUGUUUUAUAGACCCGGGGGGAAAAGAAUUUUCAGCACAGUACAAAAAUUUAAAGCAUUCCUUUCUUUAAUUUUGUAAUUCUUUACUGUGGAAAAGCUCAGAAUAUCACCACUGUUUUAGAUAACAGAAUUGAUAGCUGAGCAAGGAAACGUAAUUUGGAUUAUAAAAUUCUUGCUUUAAUAAAAAUUCCUUAAACAGUG
Messenger RNA from Sarcophilus harrisii (Tasmanian devil), 3095 nucleotides. It is a transcript of the gene PABPC1, whose product is annotated as poly(A) binding protein cytoplasmic 1. The transcript has 15 exons. Lineage: Eukaryota; Metazoa; Chordata; Mammalia; Dasyuromorphia; Dasyuridae. Gene Ontology annotation, molecular function: poly(A) binding; poly(U) RNA binding; mRNA 3'-UTR binding. The record is from RefSeq and is a predicted model, not a curated record. Gene Ontology annotation, cellular component: cytosol; ribonucleoprotein complex; nucleus. The coding region runs from base 726 to 2630 and encodes 634 amino acids.